Iphiclides podalirius (scarce swallowtail) is the source of this 759-nucleotide messenger RNA. The record is from the annotation of a GenBank genome assembly. Lineage: Eukaryota; Metazoa; Arthropoda; Insecta; Lepidoptera; Papilionidae.
AUGCGGCUCCUAUUGGUUCUGAGCUGCGUCAUUGCGAUACACAGCGCAGCGUUGAACGGCACAGAAGAGAAGCCUGAAGUCAUAACUAUCAACGGGGCUCACUACGUCAAAGAAGUUCUGAAGACCGGGAUCGAACGACCCUACUCCUUGGCAAUAGACGCCGCUACCGACACGCUGUUCUUCAGCUACACGCUCAGCGACAGCGAGGAAGUCCUCAGAAGCGCGAAGAUCGAUCUGGAGAGUGGACAGUUCUCCGAUAUCGAAGGUCUUCAGUACGGCUUCACGCAAACUGUAGACCAGGAGCACCACGUGCCGUACAUCGGAACCUCCAAAGGCAUCUAUAAAUACGAUUACGGCAACAACAAUGCGACUCUAUACGCCGCGCCCGAGGCAGACAUCUGGGAGGUAUACUACAACGGCGUUCUGUUCUACUCCGACUUCCCGUCUCGGGAUCUGUACACGGUGAGGGACGGCGUCUCAGCCCGUUUCUCGGAGCUGAACGAGACGAGGAGGGGCGGUGGGUGCGCGGUUUUGUACAAGAGUCUGGACCUCGGCGAGGAGAUCAGGGCGAUCGCGGCGGACGCAGAAGGCAGGGUUCACGUCUGCUGCGAAGACGGCAUAUACAAAGUGGACAAGGCCAGAGCCGCCCUCGAAAGGGUCUUCUUCGUGGAUGACGCUUACGGGCUGGCGUUUGACAGACGUAACUGGAUCGUUUACGCGGACGCGAAAUCUCUCGCAUACCUCAAGCCAAAACAACUG